Molecule: messenger RNA, 3061 nt
Organism: Ruditapes philippinarum (Manila clam)
Lineage: Eukaryota; Metazoa; Mollusca; Bivalvia; Venerida; Veneridae
Product: fibrous sheath-interacting protein 1-like
Exons: 14
Coding region: 146-2629 (827 amino acids)
Source: RefSeq, a predicted model, not a curated record
ACGUUAAUAACGGAAAAUAGUUUGCCGGAAGUUAUGAUUGGUUUUGCCUUCAUCAAGCGUUCAACGACAAACGGGGGAACCAAUCUAUAAAUUCCAAUAUGGAAGAAUAUCAAGAAAAUUAAGAUUGGAAAUACGUGAUUCUGAAAUGAUGGAAAAGAAUCUUAAAAAGAAGAAGACAGGUUCUAAUGCUUCAGGUAGUAAUCGGUCUACCCCAGCAAGUUCAGCUAGUACUCUGACGAAGUCAGUGGACAAUAGUAGAGCCUCUAGCAGCAAGUCAGUAACUUCUGUGUCAAAGUCUGUCACCAAAUCACGAACAGAUUUUGUAAAUGGCUUAGAUGUUGCAAAACCAGAAGCAAUAACGGGUUAUGACCUGCGUGCCCAUCUCCAGCAAAUCAUGAUGUUUUCUGAUGAUGAUGAAGAUGAUGAUGAUGAGUAUGAUUCAUCAGAACUUGAUGAUGAAGACGAUGAUGAGAGCCUUGAGAGUUUUGAUGACACAGAUGAUAGAGAUGAUGAACUGCGUAAACUUGCCCAGGACGCCCCAGAAGACGGUCAGAUAAGAACUCCGCUACCAACUGGGAUGAACAAUUGCCAGUCACUCAUUCCCAUAAGUGAAGAGGAUGGUGAAGAUCUUGAUAGUGAAGAAGAAAAUGAACUAAUGAAGGAAAUCCGUAAUGAGAUUACCAACAAUGUCAGGGAAGAGAUGAAAUCAGAGUUAGAACUUUACAAAGCUAAACUGAAGAAAUUGGAAGGAAAUGCUGAUGGUACAGAAGGAGAACAGGGAAAAGACAGUACAGGGGGCUUACAUACAGACCUGGAAAACUUAGAUCCAAAACUUAGAAAUGCUAUUAUAAAAAUGCGAAAACUUGAUAAAAUACUUACAAAGAGAGUGAGACGAGAAAAAGAGGUUAAAAGGGAUAGAAUUUUACUGGAAAGAAGAAUGAGGAAAGAGAUAGAAGAAAUAAACAAAGAAAAGAAAGAUGAAUAUAAAGAAGUAUUAAACAACGAACACAAGUUUUUGGCUUUAGAAUUGCCUCAAAGGCACAAUGAAGGUGUGACAGUACCUGAUGAGUUUACAGGUGAAGAGGUUUUUGCCACCCAGCUUAAUGAAGAUGAAUAUCCUGGCCUUCAUAGAGGAAAUAAAUCAAGAAAAGGUCAGACUGCCUCCAGCCAUAGAAGUCAUGGUGAAAGUGACAGACCAGGCAGUGAGGGAGAUACAAGCUCUGUAGCUAGUGGAAGUACUCAAGGAUCAAAACAUAGACAUAAGAAUAAAAGAAAGAAAGACUUUAUUAAAAGAAAUAAAGAGUUGGCAGCAGAUGCCAGUAAUGCUAUAGCUAUGACAGAAGAGGAGAAGAAAAGAUUAGAUGAUCUACUUAAAGAUGUAGAAAAUAUUCCAGAUAUACCAAAUACUGCUGCACUGGAUGAGAAUAAUCCAUUUGAGCUGGCUAUCCGACCUGGGGAAGGUUUUGUUCCGGAUCAGGAAGAGUUACGUUCCUUGACUUCUAUAGAUUCUCGGUUGCGGGAAAUUAUGCCGCCUGACGACUAUCAGUCAAUCGCCUCUUCCUCGAUGAGUCAUUUACCUCAGAAUAAGCUGUUCACACAAACUGGGGUAAAACAUUCUUUUGACUGGGAAAAUCGGGGCGAGAGGGCGCUGUUUCAAAAUGCAGAGCAACGAGAAAUGAAUGAGCGAAUGUUUCAUAUAGAUGAGGAACUAAUACGACUAAAAAAUCCUGAGGAUGAGCUUGAAACACCAAGACUAGGAGAGGACCAGCUUAAAGAUCUAAUUGAACAAUGUGUGACAUCACUUUCUAUGUCCUCAAUGUCAAGGUUGACCUUGAACUCAGAGUCAAGGACAUCGUUUGCAGACACAGCUUCUGAAAUCAGUCAUGUAAUAGAUGGAACAACAGACAAUACUCCAAGGUCUCCAAGGUCAGCGAGACAGGAAAUUUUAGAUAAUCCACCAAAACUACCACCUGAUGUGUUACAGAAACUUCUGUCAGAGGCCUACAACCCUCUCUCCAAACAUCUUAGUACUCUAAAAGAAGAGGAUGAUGAAGAUGAGGAUGAGGAAACCACUCCCAUACCAUCUGAAGUCUGGAAGUUGAUCUCCAUGGAAACUGUGGAUGAAAGUCAGACAGUUGAAAGCAUUACAUCUAGUAUAGAUACUCAAAGUAAUGAUAACAAGGCAUUUGAAUCUGUCAGUGAAAAUAAUAAUAGAAAUAAUCCAGAGACCAGUCAUGUAAGUGCUAGAAAUGGAUUAGGUAACUUUUCACGGACUUCAUCUGCAUCAAGUAUUGCCAGUGUGUCCAGUUUAGGGACAGGAAGGGAUACUAAAGAAAAGGAGCCAUUAAAAUUGCCUGAAAUAGAUCCCUCGGGGACACUUGUUACACAAGGUGUGAACAAUCAAAGACGACCUAGUAGCAAUUCCUCAGUACAUACACCCGUGAACAUGGUGCUUAACAGUUUUUCUGAAUCAAGGAUGGAUAGUUUUGAUGCUUCAGAUUCAAGACUUGAACUUUUGUCCUUGGAUGGUGAAAUGAUGAGCCCUCAUCCUCCAAAAAUGGAAAGGCGGGAAGGAAGUGGAAGCAAAUCAAGGACAAAUAUGUCGGCUGGCCGGUCAAAAGUCAUGUGAUAUGUUAUAACAAAGUGUUACUUAACAAAGUGUUACUUAUAUAAAAUAAUAUAAAAGCCAGAAGUAUUGUCAAAGGUGCUUAUUUAGGGUUUAGUUUCUUUGUGAUCCACCAAUGAAAAUUGCUCUGGGGGCAAGGGGAAGGGUGUAAAUGUGCACAGAGCAUGAGUUGUCACCGUUGAAAAUUUAGUUAAAGGGAUAACGUAAAUGAAUUAAGUUUUUCACCAUCAUUGAAAACUUCAGGUGACAAGGAGCACAUUAAGUUACCAUCACCAUUGAAAGUUGUUGGGAGGUGCAAAUUGGAUUUGCUGACAACAGUAAAUGAGUGGAUUUUCCAGUUAGCAAUUGCCAUUGAAUAUUUUGAGUAUGGGAGGGGUAUUUUGAACAGGCCAUCACAAGUGAGAGAUUGGGGUGAAACUUUUGUUGAAACUUAGU